AUGACGGGGCAAGAAACACAUGAGCAAAACAAUGUUGAGAGUGGUAACCUGGAGGAGCAACAAUACCUGGAUCUCUGUGAGCGGAUUAUUCGAGAAGGUGAACUGAGACCAGAUAGAACUGGGACGGGGACAUAUUCUUUAUUUGCACCACCUCAGUUGCGUUUUGAUCUGAGGGAUGAUGUAUUCCCGUUGCUGACAACUAAAAGAGUAUUUACUAAAGCGAUAAUUUUGGAGUUGCUGUGGUUCGUUACAGGGUGCACAGAUGGGAGGAAGUUGUCUGAGCAAGGUGUGAGAAUCUGGGAUGGUAAUGGUUCGAGGGAGUACCUUGAUUCGAUUGGCCUUCAUGAACGUCGUGUUGGUGACCUUGGGCCUGUAUAUGGUUUCCAGUGGCGGCACUUUGGGGCCGAGUACAAGACAUGCGAUGAUAAUUACAGCGGACAAGGUGUAGAUCAACUUAUAGAAGUGAUUCACAGGCUGAAACACAAUCCUUAUGAUCGCAGGAUUAUCAUGUCUGCAUGGAAUCCUGUAGAUUUUCCAAAGAUGGCGUUGCCUCCUUGUCAUGUGUUUUCACAAUUUUACGUUAGUUUCCCCGGAGGUGAGGGCUCUGUGCCUAGACUAUCAUGUUUAUUAUACCAACGAUCAUGUGACAUGGGUUUAGGCGUGCCUUUUAAUAUUGCAUCUUAUGCUUUAUUAACUAGGAUGAUCGCUAUGGUAUGUGAUAUGGAACCGGGGGAAUUCAUUCACACAAUGGGCGACGCACAUGUAUACAAAGAUCAUGUAGACGCACUAAAAGAACAGUUGAGUAGAAAUCCGAGGCCCUUUCCCAAACUAAAGAUAAAGAGGAAAGUAACAGAUAUUGAUGACUUUAAAUUUGAAGAUUUUGAAAUCACGGAUUAUAAUCCGCAUGGCAAGAUUCAAAUGAAAAUGAGUGUUUAG
Molecule: messenger RNA, 936 nt
Organism: Eremothecium cymbalariae DBVPG#7215
Lineage: Eukaryota; Fungi; Ascomycota; Saccharomycetes; Saccharomycetales; Saccharomycetaceae
Gene: CDC21
Product: thymidylate synthase
Exons: 1
Coding region: 1-936 (311 amino acids)
Biological process (GO): dTMP biosynthetic process
Cellular component (GO): cytosol; mitochondrion
Molecular function (GO): thymidylate synthase activity
Source: RefSeq, a predicted model, not a curated record